UUUAUUCUUCUUUUCCGGGCUCGAUUCCCUGUCUCGAUUGCCGGACGUUUGCUUCUUCUGGAAAGGCGAAAGCAUCGAUUCGUGGCGGGUCGCGUGCGCACUCCCCGCCCUUCCGAAGCGUCGCUGUCGCCCCCCCUUCCCCUCCUCUCGAGAAUCUUCUCCUCCGCUCCCCGCCGUCAUCCGCCGUCAUCCUCCUCCGAUCGCCGGCGAAGCCUCGAUCGUGGAGGGAUUCUUCUUGCCUCCCGCGGGCGGCUCGCUCGGGCGUCGUGCUCGCGCGUUACGGUCGCGUGGUUCUUUUCCUCUGAGAGAAGAGGAUUGCAGAAUAAAACAGCAGGGAUACUCUGGUUGGCACAGAAUUUGACGUGUUUCUGGACAGAAAAAGCGGAGCAAUGGCAGUUAGUUAUUACCAAAAUCAGGCUGAACAUCUGCUGAAGGAGUAUAUGCUUGCAGAUCCUUUCGUUCCUUACACAUCUGUUGUUGGUGGGAUUCUUGCUUGCAAAUUGGUUUAUGACCUCACGCAGUUGAUUAGCGCACUGAAUUUCAAGAGCUAUCCAAGCCUUUCUUACAUGAAGCGCGUUGAGUGGAAUAAUCGGGCCAUAUCAACUGUUCAUGCGAUUUUCAUCACUGUUCUAUCGCUGUAUUUGGUGUUCUGGUCAGAUUUAUUUGCUGAUUACCAACUUAAUGACCUCAUUACAUAUCGAAGUUCUUCGCUAUCCACCUCCAUACUAGGGGCUUCUGUUGGAUACUUUCUCACCGACCUUGGGAUGAUAUUCUGGUUUUAUCCAUUGCUAGGUGGCAUGGAGUAUGUAAUUCAUCAUCUCCUAUCAAUAGCAUCGUUGGCAUAUGCUAUGUUAACCAGUGAGGGACAAGUCUACACCUUUAUGGUUCUCAUCUCUGAGACAACAACCCCUGGAAUCAAUUUGAGAUGGUACCUUGACACGGUUGGAAUGAAGAAGUCUAAAGCAUAUCUUAUCAAUGGAGUUGUCGUUUUCUUAUCUUGGCUGGUUGCCAGAAUUCUUCUGUUUGUCUACAUAUUUUACCAUGUCUACUUGCACUUAGACCAGGUCAACCAGCUGCAAGUGUUUGGGAAACUCUUGGUGUUUGUUGUACCAUUGGCACUAACUGUGAUGAACUUGUUGUGGUUUGGAAAGAUCAUCAAGGGAUUGAAGAAGACUAUAGCAAAGAGGCAGUAAAAGGGGUGUAAGGUUUUCUGCAGGUCAUUAGAGAAAUAUAGUUGAUCGACUCAUGUUCAACAUCCCCUUGUGUAGAAAAGUAAGGGAAAGAUGAAAAAUGUUCAGGACCCCUUAAGGUUAGAUGGAGAAAUUUGGACAAUGGGCUUGCUUGUAAGUUGUAACAGCAUCUCCGGUGUCUGAAGUUUUUUAUCGUAUGGUUGUAUCCUGAACUCCACUCCUAAACCAAUGUAUAUAAGUGUAAAUUGCUUAUCUAUUUGGAUUUAAAUGGAGAUAAAGUUGCUGGAGAAGCAAUUACUGGUGA
Molecule: messenger RNA, 1494 nt
Organism: Eucalyptus grandis
Lineage: Eukaryota; Viridiplantae; Streptophyta; Magnoliopsida; Myrtales; Myrtaceae
Product: TLC domain-containing protein 4
Exons: 9
Coding region: 390-1193 (267 amino acids)
Biological process (GO): lipid homeostasis
Cellular component (GO): membrane; endoplasmic reticulum
Source: RefSeq, a predicted model, not a curated record